Molecule: messenger RNA, 1744 nt
Organism: Durio zibethinus
Lineage: Eukaryota; Viridiplantae; Streptophyta; Magnoliopsida; Malvales; Malvaceae
Product: nicotinamide adenine dinucleotide transporter 2, mitochondrial-like
Biological process (GO): nucleotide transport; transmembrane transport
Source: RefSeq, a predicted model, not a curated record
AGAAAAGCAAAGCAAAACUUUUUCUCUGAAACAUCUUUUUUAGUUAACACAGAACCCAGUGUCAAUAAAGUCAUGAUAGACCAAAACUUGCUUGAACUUUCUCAUUGCUGUUCAUUCUUGCUUACGACAAAGAAAAACAAAACAAAAGUCACCCCUUCAACUUCAUUUCCAAUUUCUGACUUAAGACUCCUUCAAGAAGAAUUAAAACUGAAAGAGUCCAACAAGGUCUUAACCCUUAACCCAGAACGGUUUUCACAAGAGAGAGGGUUUCAAUGUGACAGACAGAAGCUAUAUAUACAGAUCUUUGAUGGGUUUUUUCCUUAGAUGUUUUUGAGUUGUUUGUAAGAUUUUUUUGAAGGUGCUUGAAGAUGGAUGGUGGGGGAGGUGGCCAAUCUUCUCAUCCUCAAAGCAUGAGCAUCAGAAAAUUUGUGUGCCAUGCGGGUGCUGGUGCCACUGCAGGUGCAAUUGCAGCCACUUUUGUCUGCCCUUUAGAUGUAAUCAAGACAAGGUUACAGGUCCAUGGACUCCCUGAAGCUUCACAAUCUGGUGCUAGAGGCAGUGUCAUUAUAACAAGUCUACAGAAUAUAAUAAAAAAUGAAGGGUUGAAGGGGUUGUAUCGUGGACUUUCACCAACAAUACUUGCUCUACUUCCAAAUUGGGCAGUUUAUUUUACACUCUAUGAGCAACUAAAAGGCCUACUCACUUCACUAGAUGAUAAUGGUGGGCAACUAACAAUUGGGGCAAACAUGGUAGCUGCUGCUGGUGCUGGGGCUGCCACAGCCAUCACAACAAACCCAUUAUGGGUUGUAAAGACAAGACUCCAAACACAGGGAAUGAGGACAGGUGUGGUUCCCUAUACAGGUGUACUUUCUGCUUUACGAAGGAUUGUACAUGAGGAAGGCUUGCGAGGGUUGUAUAGUGGAGUCUUGCCUUCUUUGGCUGGGAUUAGUCAUGUUGCGAUUCAGUUUCCAGCAUAUGAAAAGAUCAAAUCCUAUAUGGCAGAAAAGGAAAAGACAACUGUUGACCAUCUAAGUCCUGCUGAUGUUGCAAUUGCCUCAUCAAUAUCAAAAGUGCUUGCCUCUAUUAUGACUUACCCACACGAGGUUAUUCGCUCAAGGCUUCAAGAGCAAGGGCAGGUCAGAAAUGAGGUCCAGUAUGAAGGGGUGAUUGAUUGCAUUAGGAAGGUAUUCCAAAAGGAAGGUGUUCCAGGCUUUUACCGUGGCUGUGCUGCCAAUCUACUCAGAACGACACCAUCAGCUGUUAUCACAUUUACCAGUUACGAGAUGAUGCACCGAUUUCUGCAACAGGUUUUACCUCCGGACACAAAAAGUUCGGAGGCCUGCCCUAAGUCUGAUGGCCAGGUGAAGUCCCGGCCAGAUAAUAGGGGAAAUGUGGAAGACAAUAAACAAUCACAAACCCACUCAAAUAAGAUUACACCUUCGAUCCCUUUAGGGAACAAAUAACAACAGUUAAAUGUUGAUUUUUUAUUUUUUAUUUUUUUCUGUUUUCCUCUUUCCCCCCAACCCUACUUACAUUUUGUUGGAGGAAAUAUUUCGUAACAGAAAAUGAAAGCAUAUUACUCAAAUGAUUAAGUGAAUGAAAGUGUAAAUUUUUAUUGCCUUAUUUGUUAGUGCAAAUGCUUAACUUGUUGGGAAUAAACCAACGAUUUUGAUCCUUUCAAAGUUGCAUUCUGUCAGAUUGAUGUGAGAACUGAGAAGCAACUCUAUCAGGUGCAACGGUGUAA